AUGCACCACACUUUUACCCAUCACGAUCCGAAUUGGGCAGGCGACGAUGUGGACUUCAGCCAUGUCGAUGAGAAAGCCGUGCUCCGGAAAAUGGACCUGCGAUUGCUCCCCAUGCUUGCGCUCUUGUACCUUUUAAGUUUCUUGGACCGAGGAAAUAUUGGAAAUGCGAAGAUUGAGGGCCUCACGGAGACAUUGCAUAUGACCGGACCGCAGUAUAAUUGGUGUUUGACUGUAUUCUUCUUCACUUACUGUGCAUUUGAAGUGCCCAGCAAUCUGAUGUUGAAGCGCCUUCGUCCUUCAAUAUGGCUGCCAAGUAUCAUGGUUGCUUGGGGAACUGUGAUGACACUGAUGGGUAUCGUUCAGUCGUACCACGGCCUGCUUAUUGCCCGAAUAUUCCUCGGUGUUACUGAAGCUGGUCUAUUUCCUGGAGUGGCAUACUAUAUUACAAUGUGGUAUUGCCGCAAAGAGGGUCAACUCCGACAAGCUUUGUUUUUCAGUGCUGCAAGUAUCGCCGGUGCCUUCUCGGGUCUGCUAGCAUUUGCUAUUGCAAAGAUGGAUGGAGUUGGAGGCUUGGAAGGCUGGAGAUGGAUUUUCAUCCUCGAGGGUAUUGCAACUGUUCUGAUCGCCAUCUCAGCAUACUUCGUCCUAUUCGAUUUCCCAGAUACAGUUUCCUUCCUCACCAUCGAAGAACGGGCAUGGGUGGUACAUCGACUCAAAUAUCAAGGUUCUGAAGGCUCUGGUCAAAUGGUUGCCGAGACUGAUUCCUUUCACUGGGACUUUGUGAAGGCUGCCUUCACUGACUGGCAAAUUUACACGGGUUUAUUAAUGUACUGGGGAAUCGUCUGUCCACUUUAUGGGAUCGCGCUUUUCCUCCCAACCAUCAUCAACGAGCUCGGCUAUGUGUCAUCAACAGCGCAACUUCUUACCGUCCCAAUAUAUAUCACCGCCGCCUGCCUGACUAUCGUCACGGCAUGGUACUCUGAUCGCUCGAAAGUCGGCCGAGCAUUCUAUAUAUUCAUCCCAAUGUGCGCAAUCCUGAUCGGCUUCAUCAUCGCCAUAGCAGCUAGUGCCCACGGCCAUCUCCCCGGCCUUGUCUACGCCGGAGUAUUCAUCGCAACCUGUGGAAUCUAUCCCGCGUUCCCUGGUAACAUUUGUUGGAUGUCGAACAAUCUCGCUGGUAGCUACAAAAGAUCUGCUGGCAUGGCCAUUCACAUUGGAGCAGGAAACUUGGCUGGUGCUAUGGCCAGCAAUUUUUACCGGGCUAAUGAUAAGCCGAAGUAUAUACUUGGGCACGCGUUCGAGAUCGGCUUCGUUUCUGUGGGGAUGAUUGCCGUGUUGGUUUUGAGGUGGAAGUAUGCGAGAAUAAAUGCUCAGAGGGAUAGAGAGGGGAAUGAGAAGGGUCACAGUCUCAAGGAGAUGAGUGAAAUGGGGGAUAGAGCACCGACGUUCAGAUAUAUACUUUGA
Messenger RNA from Hyaloscypha bicolor E, 1464 nucleotides. RefSeq names its product MFS general substrate transporter. NCBI's taxonomy places the organism in Eukaryota, Fungi, Ascomycota, Leotiomycetes, Helotiales, Hyaloscyphaceae. Gene Ontology annotation, molecular function: transmembrane transporter activity. The transcript is spliced from 4 exons. Gene Ontology annotation, biological process: transmembrane transport. The record is from RefSeq and is a predicted model, not a curated record. Gene Ontology annotation, cellular component: membrane. The coding region runs from base 1 to 1464 and encodes 487 amino acids.